AUUUCUACUUUGAGGUUUUAUACUUCACUUUCUGCUCUUGUGGCUGUUCCCACAUGCAUACUCUAAAAUUCCCAGAAAAUAUUUUAUGCCCAAGUCUCAUCCUUGCUUCAGUGGAUGAAGCACAUAGAUACUGUAGAUCCAUACCCAAGAACUGAUGCUAUAAUCAUAAAAUCUUAAUCACAAUCUGCUCAUACGAACCAUCCCUUCAAAACACUCAGUAUUGUUUGACUUUAUAGUAUAUGGUUGUAGAAGAUUAAUAAUUUAUAAUCACGUUAUCCACUGUCACCCAGAAGAGAAUGAGUUCCCUAUUUAAGUCCCUGAAGUGUUCUUCCUCAUGAGGUCUCAGGGAGUUUUUCCUUGCCACUGUCUCCCCUGGCUUGUUCAUUAGGGAUCUAAAAGUAAAUCUGUGUCAGAUUUCUGUAAAGCUGCUUUGUGACAAUUGUUAAAAGUGCUAUACAAAUGAAACUGAAUUCAUAAUUCCAACAAUUUCCCCACAGGGAUUAUAGAUAUUCCCAGAGGAUUUGACACAAAUACCUUGUGAUGAUGUGUGUGUUUAAAAAAAGACCUGUGAAGUGAUGAGAACGCUUAUUGUCACUGAAACAAAAAAGUGUGUGUGUGAGUAUGUGUGUGUGUGUGUGUGCGCGUUGAGUUUCCUGUCUUCUGUCAGGGUCUCAUUAGUGAAGUACGCCUCGCAAAAGGAAACCACUGUGACAUGCGAAAGCAGCAGAAAACAAAGAAGUCUUCAGAGAGGUGUUAUUUCUCCCUUGCCAAGGUGAGAGGUAAUGGCUGCCGGGGUGGAUCAGGAUUCUCUGGACUCUGGCAUUUCCAGUUGUUUUUCGCAGAUGUCUGUGGGGACAGAAUCUGUCCCUGAAGGGCCCAUUUGCAUCCACUUCCAAAUGGGUCUAUUGAAAGAAAGGGUCAGCGUGCCCAAGGGCCAGCUAAGUUUCAAAAGCGCCAAGAAAAUAGCAGCAGAAAUCAUCGAGAAGAAGGCCCCUGAUUGGAGUAUAAUAGGUCUUGGUGAGAAGCUGCUGCUUUUCCGACAUGAUCCCAUGUCUGAGCAGCUCCUCCACAGACUCUCAGAGCAACACUAUCUGCACGACGGAGACCUGGUGGAGGUGGUACUUGCUGCUUCUGCGUCACUGACUGAGGUGAAAUUCCGCCCACAUUCUUUGGUGGUCCAGUCUUAUCGCACACCGACAUUUUGUUACCACUGUGGCGAGAUGCUUUGGGGGCUCAUCCGACAGGGCUUAAAAUGUGAAGGUUGUGGUUUAGAUUUCCAUAAACGCUGUGCACUGAUGUUGCCUAAUGACUGCUCGCGUGUGUACCGGCCAUGUGGUCCCAGUCUGUCGCUGUUCCCUCCCUCACGUCCCCGUUCCACCUCCCUCAGCAACCACACUGGGGGCAGCCUGGAGGAGAUCAGUCUCUCCAAGCCAUCGCGCUCUCGACCCCCGUCAUGGGCAGACAGGCCCGUGUGGUUAGGGGUGUGUGAUGGGGCUAGAGGUGGCAGACCCCUGGUGCCACACACCUUCCACAUCCACACAUACACCAAGCCCACAAUGUGUCAGCACUGUCACCGGCUGCUGAAGGGUCUGUUCCGCCAAGGCCUGCAGUGCUCCGACUGCAAGUUUAACUGUCAUCGCCGCUGUGAGUCUCAGGUUCCACCGGACUGUAGAGGGGAACGAGCCAAUGGAGAAGAGAGCAACUCAAACCAGGAGCCUGAAUCUGAGGAGGACUUAGCUGUGGAAACAGUCAAUGCUAUUUAUGAAGAGUAUCCCUUUAAAGUGCGCCCUGACGUGGAGGAGGAGUCUGCAAAGCAACCACCAAUCAGUCCGUGUUUCAGCAGUAAUAUCCCCUUGAUGAGGGUGGUGCAGUCAGUUAAACAGAGUAAGAGGAGGUCCAGUGGAAUACUGAAGAAAGGCUGGCUGUUACACCAUACCAAUGUAGAUACACUGAGGAAAAGGCACUACUGGAUUCUGGAUGGGAAAAGUAUCACACUGUACCAGAACGAGAACAGCAGCAAGUACUACAAGGAGCUGCCUCUGUCUGAAGUGCUGCAGGUCCGAGGCUCGUCUCAGCUCACUGUUCCUGUGCAGUCGGAUGGCGCUGGUCACUCGUUUGAGCUGCUGACGAGUUCUGUGGUCUUCUGUGUGUUCGCAAACACAGAAGGAGCAGCCUGGGAGUCGGCCAUCAAACUCGCGCUCAUGCCUUUACAGAGUGUCGAGCUCUGCACAGCAGGGCCUGCAGAUGAUCGAGCCAUCAGUGAAGAAAUCCAGGAUAUUAGUUCGCUGUAUCAGGUUUUCUCUGAUGAAGUGUUGGGAUCAGGACAGUUUGGAGUGGUGUACGGAGGUACUCACAGGCAGACGGGUCGACCGGUGGCCAUUAAGGUCAUCGAUAAAACUCGCUUCCCGGCCAAGCAGGAGAGACAGAGCAAAAAUGAGGUGGCCAUACUGCAGAGUCUGUCUCAUCCUGGAGUCAUUGUACUUGAAGGCAUGUUCGAGACGCCUGAGCGCACUUUUGUCGUCAUGGAGAAGCUCCAUAGUGACAUGCUGGAGAUGAUUCUGUCCAAUGAGAACGGACGACUUCCUGAACGCAUCACACGCUUCCUUGUUAUGCAGAUUUUGGAGGCUCUGCGCUACCUGCACAUGAGACACAUCGCUCACUGUGACCUUAAACCUGAGAACGUGCUGCUCUCCUCUCCAGAUCCUUUGCCUCAGGUGAAACUGUGUGACUUUGGUUUUGCACGGAUCAUCGGUGAGAAGUCUUUCCGGAGCUCGGUGGUAGGGACGCCGGCGUAUCUGGCCCCCGAGGUGAUCAGUAGCCACGGCUAUAACCGCUCGCUGGACAUGUGGGCUGUAGGGGUGAUCCUGUACGUCAGCCUGAGCGGCACGUUUCCCUUCAACGAGGACGAAGACAUUCACCAGCAGAUCACUAACGCUGCCUUCAUGUACCCUCGCCACCUGUGGGCCCUCAUUUCUCUCGAGGCGGUGAGUCUGAUUAAUAACCUGCUGCAGGUGGUGGUGCGGCGCAGGUUCAGUGUGGGGAAAGCGAUGGGACACCCCUGGCUCCAGAACUUCCAGCUGUGGUGUGACCUGCGUCAGUUUGAGCAGCGUCUGGGUCGCCGGUACCUCACUCACGAGUCGGAUGAUGAGCUCUGGAGACGUCACGCUCAGGAGAAAGGCCUCAGUCUCCCUCCUCAUCUACAGACAGAACAGGGACACUGACACGCACGCACGCACACACACGCACACACACGCACACACACACACAUACACUGGACACCUCGGUUUAAUCAUGAGACCUGUGACUGUGGCGUGUGGACUGUACAGAAUCCAGUACUCUGAUCUGAUGUACAUUUUAUGCACACUGACAAUUUUUAAUAAAAUGAUACAAAACUCUGGA
This is a messenger RNA of Pangasianodon hypophthalmus (striped catfish), 3399 nucleotides long. RefSeq names its product serine/threonine-protein kinase D3. Gene Ontology annotation, biological process: protein phosphorylation. The record is from RefSeq and is a predicted model, not a curated record. Lineage: Eukaryota; Metazoa; Chordata; Actinopteri; Siluriformes; Pangasiidae. The transcript has 19 exons. Gene Ontology annotation, molecular function: protein serine/threonine kinase activity; ATP binding. The coding region runs from base 783 to 3221 and encodes 812 amino acids.